This is a messenger RNA of Camellia sinensis, 1320 nucleotides long. RefSeq names its product gamma carbonic anhydrase 1, mitochondrial. The record is from RefSeq and is a predicted model, not a curated record. Lineage: Eukaryota; Viridiplantae; Streptophyta; Magnoliopsida; Ericales; Theaceae.
ACAAUCCUGUCAUUGCCUUGUGGUCUCCACACACACACACACACUACUGUCUUCUACGAUUCUACACCUAAUGCUUCACCACCGCAGCUAAAAACCAGUCUCUAUCUCUCGCCAUUCCUGCAAAAAUCACAGCUUUGAUUCCGAGAAGAAGCAAUUCGUGAGGAAGAAGAAGAUGGGGACGUUGGGAAGAGCAAUCUACACCGUUGGAUUCUGGAUCCGCGAGACCGGCCAAGCCAUCGAUCGUCUCGGCUGCCGCCUCCAGGGCAAUUACUACUUCCAAGAACAGCUGUCUAGGCAUCGGACACUUAUGAACAUAUUUGACAAGGCUCCUGUGGUUGAUAAGGAUGCAUUUGUGGCCCCUAGCGCUUCUAUUAUAGGAGAUGUUCAGGUUGGAAGAGGUUCAUCUAUUUGGUAUGGAUGUGUUCUUCGAGGUGAUGUGAACAGCAUCAACAUUGGGUCUGGAACAAAUAUACAAGAUAAUUCUCUUGUUCAUGUAGCCAAAUCAAAUCUUGCAGGGAAGGUUUUGCCGACUAUUAUUGGUGACAAUGUCACUGUAGGUCAUAGCGCUGUCUUACAUGGAUGUACUGUUGAGGAUGAGGCAUUUGUUGGUAUGGGUGCAACCUUGCUUGAUGGGGUGUUUGUUGAGAAACACGCCAUGGUUGCUGCUGGAGCCCUUGUGAGGCAGAAUACAAGGAUCCCCUGUGGAGAGGUAUGGGGAGGCAAUCCAGCAAAGUUUCUAAGGAAGCUCACAGAAGAAGAGGUAGCCUUCAUCUCCCAAUCGGCCACAAAUUAUACCAACUUAGCAAAUGUUCAUGCUGCUGAAAAUUCAAAAGGUUUUGAUGAGAUUGAGUUCGAGAAGGUGCUCCGCAAGAAGUUUGCUCACCGGGAUGAGGAAUACGAUUCAAUGUUGGGUGUUGUUCGGGAAACACCUCCUGAGCUCAUCCUUCCCGAUAAUGUCCUACCCGACAAAGCACCAAAGGCUUCUUAAAUUGAGUUUUUUGUCUCCUGGUUAGGAAUUUCUUCCUGGGAUUUGAUGCUACUUGUUAUUUUGUUAUGUCCGGAUUUUUGGAGAAUGGCUGCCUCUUCGUUUCUAAUAAUUUUUGGGGCCAUGCCGAUGUGUUAAACAUGGCAUACGGUUUUGUUCAUCGUCUUUGGUUAAUCAGAAUUCUCUGUUUUCAGUUUCUAGAGAAAAUUAGCGCUACGUGUUCCUUCCUGAUGUUUUAGCCAUCCGGGAAGCUUAAAAAGAUCUGUACUUAUAGAGCUCAAUUGCUCAGCAUAUGUUUUACCAGAAAUAAGAAUGUGGAAUUUGAUUUGUUAAGA